This is a messenger RNA of Ctenocephalides felis (cat flea), 597 nucleotides long. RefSeq names its product transcription initiation factor IIA subunit 2-like. The transcript is spliced from 3 exons. Gene Ontology annotation, molecular function: RNA polymerase II general transcription initiation factor activity; TBP-class protein binding. The record is from RefSeq and is a predicted model, not a curated record. NCBI's taxonomy places the organism in Eukaryota, Metazoa, Arthropoda, Insecta, Siphonaptera, Pulicidae. The coding region runs from base 92 to 430 and encodes 112 amino acids. Gene Ontology annotation, biological process: transcription initiation at RNA polymerase II promoter; RNA polymerase II preinitiation complex assembly. Gene Ontology annotation, cellular component: transcription factor TFIIA complex.
UGGCAGGAGUUUUGUUUCAUUGUACAAAUUACGAAUUCGUUAAUGGCCGUCCAUUCAUGAGAAUUUAGUUUAGUAAAUAAAUACAGUUAAUAUGUCUUAUCAGCUGUAUAGAAAUACAACCUUAGGAAAUACGUUACAAGAGAGCUUAGACGAAUUAAUCCAGUAUGGACAGAUAACGCCACAAUUAGCUAUUCGAGUUUUACUCCAAUUCGACAAAUGCAUAAAUCAUGCCCUUUGCAAUAGGGUUAAGUCUAGAUUAACGUUCAAAGCUUCAAAACUGAACACUUACCGAUUCUGUGACAAUGUCUGGACAUUUAUGCUCAAUGAUGUUGAAUUUAGAGAAGUCCAAGAAGUUGCUCGUGUAGACAAAGUUAAGAUUGUUGCCUGUGAUGGAAAGAAUGUUGAAGGUGAAGGCAGCUCAAAAAGAUGAAGCUAACUAUUAUUAUUUGUGAUGUUUUUUUUUUAUUAUCCAGAACUUAAUAUUUUUGUUCAUGUUCUUUAGAAGAAACAUGAACUUGUUUUGCAAUUAUUGUAUUAAAAUGGGUAUAUAUAGGUAAUAAUUUACAUAGAUACAAUUACAUACAAAUACCAAAUAUA